Messenger RNA from Erinaceus europaeus (western European hedgehog), 1239 nucleotides. It is a transcript of the gene SDC2, whose product is annotated as syndecan 2. The transcript has 5 exons. Bases 556 to 1155 code for a protein of 199 amino acids. The record is from RefSeq and is a predicted model, not a curated record. Gene Ontology annotation, cellular component: cell surface; membrane. Gene Ontology annotation, biological process: dendrite morphogenesis; cell migration. NCBI's taxonomy places the organism in Eukaryota, Metazoa, Chordata, Mammalia, Eulipotyphla, Erinaceidae.
UGUGGGAGGGAGGCGGUGGCGCGGGAGGAGGAGGGCGCAGCGGCUGAGCUUCUAGCUCGGCUCGGACGCGCUGCUGUCCAGAGAUUCCGGCAGCUGCAGCCGCGCGCGGCGCGCGUCCCCAAACUUCAGCUGCAGCCACAUUUCAGGCCGCCUCAUUUCUUCCUCACCAAAUCCGCAACGGCGCGGCGAUCCGGUGAAGAAGCCCGCGGAGGAGUCAAACCACAGCAGGCAUAGAAGAGCCCUGAAGAGCAGCCUCCCCCGAGCACCAACUCGGCUCCGAGAGCGACCAAACCAACAAGUGAGAAGGCGCCGAGUUCUCGGGGCGCAGCCGCAGCCGGCGGGAGCAGACGGGCGCUGAAGGAGCCAGCAAGAGACCUCGAGUUCGGAUCCCGAGUCUGCGAGCUCCCCCCCAAAGUCCGCAGCCCCCCGAGUCGAGGUCGCUGCGGCUUGUGCGCUCCUGAUCUGUGUGCGCGGGCUGCGCCGGGCGCCGGCUGGAAGGCUGCGUUUUCGCCCACUUGGCAAGCGAGGGCUGGGCGCUGCGGGUCUCCGGGGAAUAUGCGGCGCGUGUGGAUCCUGCUCACCUUGGGCUUGGUGGCCUGCGUGUCUGCGGAGUCGAAAGCAGAGCUGACUUCUGAUAAAGACAUGUACCUUGACAACAGCUCCAUUGAAGAAGCUUCAGGAGUAUAUCCUAUUGAUGAUGAUGACUAUGCUUCCGCAUCAGGCUCCGGAGCUGAGGAUGACACGGAAGUAACAGAGCUGACAACAUCUAGACCAGUUCCAAAGAUCCCACUCACAAGUACUGCCCCCAAAUUGGAAACCACGACGCUGAAAAUGCAGAACAAGUUCCCUGCUCAAACAAAGUCACCUGAAGAAAUUGAUAAGGAGAAGAUUCCUGACUCAGAGAGGAAAAUGGACCCUGCUGAGGAGGAUACAAAUGUUUAUACUGAGAAGCACUCAGACAAUCUGUUUAAACGAACAGAAGUCCUGGCAGCUGUCAUUGCUGGUGGAGUUAUCGGCUUCCUUUUUGCAAUUUUCCUUAUCCUGUUGUUGGUGUACCGCAUGAGAAAGAAGGACGAAGGAAGCUAUGACCUUGGAGAACGCAAACCGUCUAGUGCUGCUUAUCAGAAGGCACCUACUAAGGAGUUUUAUGCGUGAAACUCCCCACUUAGUGUCUCUAUUUAUGAGAUCACUGAACUUAAAAAAAAAACAAAUAAAUAAAGCUUUGCAUAGAAUAAUGAA